AUGGCUUCGAAUCUACCGGGAAUCAGCACGGGGGCCACCCCGCAGAGUGUCGAGAAAAUCACUCGGAUCGCUCAGGACUAUGAGUACAACUCAUCUAUCCCGCUGCGUUAUUGGCUAAGAACUGCUGCGACGCUGAUACGAGAGGCGGCAAUCUACGAACGUGAAGGCCACGACGAGCAAGCUUACCUGCUGCUCUUUCGACAUGCCCAGUUGGUCCUAGUCCAUCUAUCGAAGCACCCCGAUGCCGCCAAGGAUGACAAAGACCGCAAGGCGUUGGUGGCAGCCGAGAAAGAGGUUCAGAAGAAUCUCGCGACGCUAGAGAGGUUGAAGCCGCGGAUCAACAAGCGAUAUGAGCGACAUGCACAGUUACUGCGCGAGCGCCAGUCUCGGAAGCUGCCCGCACGGCCUACCGUCGUCGCCGAACCACGAGAACGAGUUACUGACCCUGCUCUCGCCGGUGUUGCCGAACCUUUGGAAGCAGGGGAGAAUCGAGACCUGGCCGUUCGGUUAGCGCAGUCGGAGAUCACCCGCAGAGCCACCGUCCGACGGUCUAAAGGUCAGUCGGGACCAUCAAGUGAGGAAGGAAACAACCGUCGCGCUGCCGGGGUCUGGGGCAACUGGGAAAGUGCGUUAGACACAGACAAGCGACCAGCGGACCGCGACUUGAGUCAAAGGAUUCAGGAUAUCAGGACCAAUAUCGAUCAUGCACAGCCGGCUAAGCAGGACCAACGGACCCGAGAAUCUCCCGCACGCGAGAUUCCCUCAUCGGCCGCCGCAUCGGCAUACAAGUAUCCAACUGUUCCACAACAAAGACCACUAGAGCCCAGUGUCUCUCCGGGCCAGAUCGCCAUUCGCGACAAGAACGUGGAGCGCCAUGCGCCUCCUGUCUUGCCUCCGAAAGAGCAUCUCGAACCCAGCAGGGCAUCAUUUGUCGACGGAUCACCAACAUCCACUCCGCCAGCACUCCCGUCCAAGGUGCCACCAGCGCCGCCGCUCCCUAACAAAGUUGGAUCUUUAGAAGACCCGAACUCUAUGAAAUCCGAUCUCAACCCCUCUAGCUAUACCUUCAAACCAUCCGCGUACCUGGAAAAUGGAACUCCUCUGCGCUCAGUGUUUCUUCCAGCCAAUCUUCGUGCCAGCUUCUUAUCUCUGGCGGCUCUUAAUACCCGUCGCAAUUUGGAAACAUGUGGCAUUCUCUGUGGUACCCUGGUUUCCAACGCCCUCUUCAUUUCUCGGCUCGUCAUCCCAGAACAGAUGUCCACCUCCGACACCUGUGAAACGACGAACGAGUCCGCCCUGUUCGACUACUGUGACUCGGAGGAUCUGAUGAUGCUCGGUUGGAUUCACACGCACCCCUCCCAAACGUGCUUUAUGAGCUCGCGUGACCUGCACACGCAUUGUGGCUACCAGGUUAUGUUGCCCGAGAGUAUCGCCAUCGUGUGCGCGCCGAGCAAGGAUCCUGACUGGGGAGUGUUCAGGCUCACGGAUCCUCCAGGCCUGAAGACGGUGCUGAACUGCACUCGGUCCGGAUUGUUCCAUCCACAUGCCGAAGACAACAUCUACACUGGCGCGCUCAGGCCAGGCCAUGUUUUCGAGGUGAAUGGACUCGAGUUUGGGACGGUGGACCUGCGUCCUGGUAGUUCGCAAAGUUGA
Molecule: messenger RNA, 1653 nt
Organism: Penicillium alfredii
Lineage: Eukaryota; Fungi; Ascomycota; Eurotiomycetes; Eurotiales; Aspergillaceae
Product: putative endosome-associated ubiquitin isopeptidase (AmsH)
Exons: 2
Coding region: 1-1653 (550 amino acids)
Biological process (GO): protein K63-linked deubiquitination
Cellular component (GO): membrane; endosome
Molecular function (GO): protein binding; K63-linked deubiquitinase activity; metal-dependent deubiquitinase activity
Source: RefSeq, a predicted model, not a curated record